AUGCAUCUUCCCUGUAUGUCGAGUGCCCUCAGGGCCGCAGGCGUGGCGUUACUUGCCAUCACUGCCAAUGCCUCUUCUACUCCAGCCAAGGAUUGGACCAGUUUGAAGCUUCUCACAAAGUCAGCCGAUUCUCAGGUUCAGACCGUUAUCGACAGUAAAAAUGCCUCAUUGACUGGCUCACCAAGGUCAUUGACACGUGAGGUCCGUCGCCUUGUUACACCAUUUGUGUGGCCAAACUCGACCUACUACCACGAUGAAUCUCUGUUGCCGCAUAUCGAGGAAAUGCUCUCUGUUCUGGUAGAGGUUCAGCAUGAUGACGGGACUUACACCGUCGGCAAUCGACACUCCCCGCCUGAUACCGGCUUCUUGAUCGAAGAUUUUGGUAUCAUGGUACGCAUCCUCGAGCGAGACGAUCAUGAGGCUUCGCAACCUUUUGCCAAAGCCAUGCGUGGUAUUCUCAAGAAGGCAGCGCCUGGUCUUGCAAAGGGCGGAAUUCAUACCCCCAAUCAUAGAUGGAAAAUUUGCAGCGCCUUGGCACGCAUCUCCAACAUCAUUGAAGAUCCCAGCUUGAUUAAGAGGAUCGAUGAGUGGCUUGCAGAGGGGAUUGAUAUCGACGCUGAUGGCAUUUACUCGGAACGUAGCCCUAACUACUACUCGGCCGUGUCGAACCCUUCUCUAUUGACGGUAGCUCACGAGCUCAAUUACACAGAAUUGGUCAGCUUUGUCCGCAAAAACCUCGAGCUUUCCAUUGAGCAUGCCGAGCCAAACGGCGAGAUGGAAACAAUCCAGAGCCGCCGACAGGACCAGUCUCAGCCUCCAGGGGACAACAUGGGGAACUUUUACCCACAAUUUCGCGAGCUUGCUCUGUUGGACAACAACGGCCGAUUCGCUGCAAUGGCUCGUCUCAUUGAGAAGCGAGUUGGGACGCAAUUGGGCGAUUUUCUAGGCAACAUCAUAGAACGCCCCGAAUUGGCAGCAGAAUUGCCCAAGCCAAAGCAACCAUUUUCUGACUUCAAGAAGCACUACAAGUCGGCAGGUCUUGUACGAGCCAGACGUGGAAAGCUUACAGUGUCGGCAUUUGGUGGGUCGGACUGGUAUACCAUGGACGGAAAGAAGGCCGAGUUCUACAACCGAAUGGGCUCGGGCCUUUCGACGAAUCCGACCAUGUUCCGAGCCUGGAACGGAAAGGCGGUUCUUGAAGCCGUACGACUUAGUGCUAGCUUUUUCAGCAUGGGUCACUUCCGAUCGAAUGGCGUUGAGCUAUCCAAGGAUGGUGUUAUCAAGCUGGGGAGCGAGAUCGAAGUUCCAUACUACCUCCCUAUUCCAGCUGAUAAACGCGACGACAACGGGACAUAUGCGCUGUCUAAGUCGGUCGAUGGUCGCUUUUACGCCAUGCUUGACUUUACGAACCGCCCAACCAGUGUUCGUCGUCUCAAAACCGAUGUUGAGAUCAAGCCGACAAAGAAGGGAUAUGAUCUCGAUUUUGAGGUUACAGGAGAGGAUAAUGUCGAAUUGACCUUUGAACUGACGUUCAGAGAGGGUGGAAAGUUCAAGGGAGUGAAGGAGAUUCUUGAUAGCGACAACACAACCAUAUACCACCUCAUCGAAGGAAAGGGAGAGUACAGCGUGGGCGACGACAAGAUCACCUUCGGGCCAGGAAAUGGAAAAGGACCAAUCGCAGCCGAUGCUGGUGAGCAGUAUAGCUGGCAUGGCGGUAAUCUCACUUUGCAAGGCAAUCAUGUGUACAUCACAGGCACGACGCCGCUGAAGUAUACUUUGAACCUCGGCUUUGCUUAGAUGGACCAAGCAAGGGACUGUUCUUGAAUGCUCAGAGGGAAUGGUCUGAUCGGUUAUAGAUAAGCAUUACGUGUUGAUCAAUCAAUUAGAAAACAAUUAUAUCUCAAACAUUACU
Messenger RNA from Fusarium oxysporum Fo47, 1912 nucleotides. RefSeq lists its product as uncharacterized. The coding region runs from base 1 to 1797 and encodes 598 amino acids. NCBI's taxonomy places the organism in Eukaryota, Fungi, Ascomycota, Sordariomycetes, Hypocreales, Nectriaceae. The record is from RefSeq and is a predicted model, not a curated record. The transcript has a single exon.